AUGCGGUUACGAAGCACGCUCGCUGCGUGCUACGCAUCGCUGCUCGCCCUCGCCACGGCAUCCUCCACCGCACGAGACCCGCUGCAGCGCAUCGGGCUCGCAAAGAACGCCGACAUCCUCACGCAGAACCACAGAGUCACCGCACUCUCGUCGUUCGACCUCGCCUUCGACUUCAGCACUACCGGCCAGCGCAUACGUCUCAGCCUCGAGCCCAACCACGACCUGUUUCCCGUAGGCGCGAAGAUAAGUUACCUGGAUGCGAAUGGGCAGAUACAUAGCGAGGAGCCGGUGGAUAGGCUGCAGCAUAAGAUCUACAAGGGGACUGCGUGGCUAAAGAGAGGGAGUCGUUGGGAUCGAGCGGGUUGGGCGCGCAUAGAUGUGAGGAGGGAUGGCGUGGACCCGGUAUUCGAAGGGACGUUUACGAUUGAUCAUGAUCACCACCAUGUGUUGCUGGGCGAGAAUUACAAGAGUACGAUGGUGGAAGGAGACCCGGAUGUUGAUCUUGGGUCUGGGGAGGAGAAGAUGGUUGUGUUCCGGGACAGUGAUAUGGGACGGAUACAAGAGCAUUCGGAGCUGAAGAGGAGGGAUUUAGGUCAGGCAUGCGUGAGCGACGACCUCAAGUUCAACACGCAUGAGGAUCACCCUGUGUAUGCGUCGAUGCGGGCGCGCAGCGCUGAGGAGAACUUCUUCGCUAUGCCCCUUUCUGCCAUACUGGGGAAGAGACAGUCGGAUAUUCCUGGUGGUGGUAAUGGCGCGGGUGUCAACCUUGUUUCCUCGAUUGGGAGUACGGCUGGGUGCCCUACUACUCGCAAGGUUGCUCUCGUGGGUGUUGCUACCGACUGCACGUAUAUCAAGGCGUUCAGUUCGGAUAAGACAAAGACCAGGGACAAUGUCAUCAAGCAGAUGAACUCUGCUUCCGAAUUGUUUGAGUCUACCUUCAACAUCUCGCUUGGCCUGGCGAACGUCGUCAUCACGGAUCCCUCGUGCCCAACUACCGAACAAACCGCCACCCCAUGGAACCAGGACUGCUCAUCGAGCGUCGAUAUCCAGAAGAGGUUGAACCUGUUUUCUUCGUGGCGGGGCGGUCAGAACGAUGGAUUUAGCCACUGGACUCUCCUGUCGACCUGCAACACCGGCUCCGCCGUGGGCUUGGCCUGGCUCGGACAGGCUUGUGUUGCAGGUUCGCAGUCCAACGGUGGGCAAAACGAGACCGUCAGCGGGGCAAACGUCGUUGUCCGAACAUCAACAGAAUGGCAGGUCAUCGCGCACGAAACAGGCCACACGUUCGGUGCCGUACACGACUGUACUGCCGAUGCGUGCCAAAACAGCAACGCAGUCAGCGCAUCGCAGUGUUGUCCCCUAUCCGCGGGUACUUGCGACGCGGGCGAGCAGUUCAUCAUGAACCCCUCUACCGCCCAGGGCAUCACCCGUUUCUCCGCCUGCUCCAUUGGUAACAUCUGCUCCGCGCUCGGCCGCAACAGCGUCAAAUCUACCUGCCUAUCCAACAACCGCAACGUCAACCUGACUACCACGCAAACCUGCGGCAACGGCAUUGUCGAAGGCGAUGAGCAGUGCGACUGCGGCGGCGACUCCUGUGGUGACAACGCCUGCUGCGAUGCUAAGACGUGCAAAUUCAAAGACAACGCCGUCUGCGAUGAUUCUAAUGAAGACUGCUGCAAGGGUUGCCAAUUCGCGUCUUCUAAUACCGUUUGCCGUGCAAGCAACGGCCAGUGCGACCCCGAAGAAAAAUGCACAGGCAACUCUCCCUACUGCCCCGACGACGAGACGCAGCCCGACGGUACCGACUGUGGUGGCAACCUCAAGUGCGCAAGCGGUCAGUGCACGAGCCGCGACCAGCAGUGCAAGACUAUCAUGGGGAGUUACACCCAGGGCAACGAUACUUAUGCGUGCGAUAACAGCAAUUGCAUGCUGAGUUGUGCGAGCCCCGAGUUUGGCAAUACGUGCUAUGGUCUCCAACAAAACUUCCUCGAUGGCACGUCAUGCAUAGGAGGAGGCAAGUGCCAGAAUGGUCAAUGCACGGGCGGCUCCGUCGGCAACGAAGUCAAAGAUUGGAUCCUCACGCAUAAGCCUCUCGUGAUUGGUCUCGCAGCCGGCAUCGGCGGCCUCAUUAUUCUCUCCAUCCUCGGCUGCUGCUGGCGCUCCUACAAGCGCAGGAAGCUGCAGAAGAAGUACGCUGCAGGCCCGCCGGUGGCGCCGUACUAUGCUGGUGGUGGAAGUAGAGGUGGGAGGAGUGGGAGAAGGGGGCCACCGAGCCCGAAUGGUAGUGGAGGAGGCAGUGCGCCGUUGGUGCAACAAGCGGGUAACGCUGCGCCGAUGUGGCAGCAGCAGCCGGGACAUGGGCCGCAGGGGGAACCUAUACCGCCGCCACCUAUGUAUAGGAGUGGAAGUGUGAGGUAUGCCUAG
This is a messenger RNA of Didymosphaeria variabile, 2424 nucleotides long. RefSeq lists its product as uncharacterized. Gene Ontology annotation, biological process: proteolysis. The record is from RefSeq and is a predicted model, not a curated record. NCBI's taxonomy places the organism in Eukaryota, Fungi, Ascomycota, Dothideomycetes, Pleosporales, Didymosphaeriaceae. Gene Ontology annotation, molecular function: metalloendopeptidase activity. The coding region runs from base 1 to 2424 and encodes 807 amino acids. The transcript has 2 exons.